Acanthosepion pharaonis is the source of this 537-nucleotide messenger RNA. The record is from the annotation of a GenBank genome assembly. Lineage: Eukaryota; Metazoa; Mollusca; Cephalopoda; Sepiida; Sepiidae.
AUGUUUCCAAUUCUUUUUCUCGCAUUUCCCCCUUCUUUCUUUCAUCUCUUUCACGCGCAUUCGAACGACUUCCCUCCCCGGCUAAACUUCUCUAAUCUCUCCCUAUCGACUCUUAAUUUCUUCCUUUCCUUCUCUAUUUCAUUCUUUUGUCCCUUUUGUCUUUACAAGUUAAUCAUUUAUCACAUCAACACACAGGUGUCUUUCUUUCUUUCUUUCUUUCUUUCUUUCUUUAAUUCUUUCUUUCUGUAUAUCUAUCUGUCUGCGAAACCUCCCUCUCAUCAACACAUUUGUUUAUUUUUCUCUCUCUCUCUCUCUCUCUCUCUCUCUCUCUCUCUCUCUCUCUGUCUUUUUUCCUUUUCAUCUUAUAUUAAUUUAUUUUACUCCCCUUCUUUUUGCUUCCCCCCCCCUAGUACUUCUUUCUUUUUCUCCACUAAUUCUCGUUCAGAGACAAAAUCUUGGCACUUUUUCUUCUUUUUUUCUUCUCACGUUCAUUUUUAUCUCAUUCAUUCUUUUGGUUUUUCUGCCAUACGUAUCUAA